Molecule: messenger RNA, 603 nt
Organism: Spirometra erinaceieuropaei
Lineage: Eukaryota; Metazoa; Platyhelminthes; Cestoda; Diphyllobothriidea; Diphyllobothriidae
Source: the annotation of a GenBank genome assembly
AUGUCUUUUGGACUAUGGAGAGAUGUCAGCAUCUCUCCAGCAGCAUCUCCAGACUCCAGCAAUGAGAAUCAGGACUACACCUGUCCUCACUGCGACCGCACCUUCACCUCACACAUCGGCCUGGUCGGUCACUUGCGAAUCCAUCGCACAGAGACCGGCGAACCAGUGCCUGAAGCACCAACCUACACCCACCGCACUCGCCUCCACUGCCCACACUGCCCUCGCACCUUCACGCAUCGCAUGGGUCUAUUCGGCCACAUGCGCAUUCACGAGAGCGGAAUCGACCACAAUUCCGACACACCAACCACGCCCCUUAGGCCUAGCACCACCCUCGCACCGUCCACCUGCGCCACCACCAACGCCUCCUCUGUAGCUGAUUCUGACACCGCCAACUUCACGUGCCCACACUGUCCACGCACACUCACCUCACGCAUCGGCCUGGUCGGUCACUUGCGAAUCCAUCGCACAGAGACCGGAGAACCAGUGCCUGGAGCACCAACCUACACCCACCAAGCUCGUCUCAACUGUCCACACUGUCCUCGCACUUUCAGGCACCGCAUGGGCCUAUUCGGCCACAUGCGCAUCCACGACGACCUGCGGUAG